GUGAUCAGGGUGAAAGUGGUGACCCUGCCCCUCCACCACUGCAACAUCUUCGACCCAGAGGAUUUCAAGGAGACAAAGGUCUUAAGGGGCCAAAAGGAAUUAAAGGUCAUGCUGGCAGCAUAGGUCUUCCAGGUUUGGAUGGCAUUAUUGGAGCUAAAGGUGAACGUGGACCUGCAGGCCUUUCUGGAAGUCCUGGGCCUCAAGGCCCCAAAGGGAUCAACGGAUAUCCAGGAAGGAAUGGUUUAAAAGGCUUUUCUGGUUCUCGAGGUCAGCCUGGAGAAGCUGGGCAGAGGGGUCCUCCAGGAGCACCAGCUCCAUCUCGUGGGUACUACUAUACUCGUCAUAGCCAAACAGUUGAUAUACCAAAUUGCCCAAGGGGUACUACACCAAUGUGGACUGGUUACUCCCUUCUCUACAUCAUGGGGAAUGAAAGAGCGCAUGGUCAGGAUCUGGGUGGUCCUGGAAGCUGCUUACGAAGAUUUUCAACCAUGCCAUUUAUGUUUUGCAAUAUCAAUAAUGUAUGUAAUCUGGCAUCACGUAAUGACUAUAGUUACUGGUUGAGCACAACUGAACCUAUGCCAAUGAUGAUGACUCCAAUUGUAGGAAGAGAUAUACAGAGAUACAUUAGUCGCUGUGUUGUUUGUGAAUCUUCUACUCAGGUUAUUGCUGUUCAUAGCCAAACUAUGGAAAUACCUGAAUGCCCUGGUGGGUGGGAUGGACUCUGGAUUGGAUACAGUUUCUUUAUGAACACUGAUGCUGGUGCAGAAGGAAGUGGUCAGGCUCUUUGGUCUCCUGGUUCUUGUUUAGAAGAUUUCCGACCUAAUCCCUUCAUUGAAUGCCAAGGUCAUGGUCGUUGUAAUUACUACACUACAGCCUAUAGUUUCUGGCUUGCAACUGUUGAGAGAAAUGCUGAUUUCAAAGUUCCAGAAUCUCAGACUCUGAAAGCUGGAGAUCUUCGAUCCAGAAUUUCUAGAUGUAAAGUAUGCAUCCGUAAAGUAACAGGACAAGGAACUGAAGAUAAUGGAAUUUUCCUACCACCAUCAUCAUAAUAGUUCAUUCAAUUUUUGAUUUUUCAGCUUUUUUUCAGUUUUUCAUUGUUUUCUCUAUAGUCAUUUUUUUUAAAGAGAAGCUCCAACAAAAUACGAGGCAAAAGCUUGAGAUACUUUUUCUUUUCUUGGAGUUAAAUUGAACCUGCUGGCAAGUUAAGAUAAAAGGUUCAAUUUGAGCUACAUAGGAGAACUGUAUUACUCCUGACAUUGUGUACUUUUACACAAACAUAAUUAGGAAGAGUUUAUCACAAUGUGCCUUUGUUCAUUAAAUAUUUUAUAAUUAAUGGUGCUUUAUAAUAACACUGCCAAGACAAGCAAGUUUACAUAUAUUUGAUUUUAUAUGUAUUGUACUAUUUGAUCUGUGUUGUGCUUAUAAUAACACUGCCAAGACAAGCAAGUUUACAUAUAUUUGAUUUUAUAUGUAUUGUACUAUUUGAUCUGUGUUGUGCUUAUAAUAACACUGCCAAGACAAGCAAAUUUACAUAUAUUUGAUUUUAUAUGUAUUGUACUAUUCGAUCUGUGUUGUGCUUUAUAAUAACACUGCCAAGACAAGCAAAUUUACAUCUAUAUGAUUUUUAUAUGUAUAGUACUGUUUGAUCUCUGUAUUGUAUUUGAGUGACUUAUUAGUCCUAUAUUCAUGAAUGUCUUUAAUUAUAGAAGCAAAAUUAAUGCCAAGUUACCACGUUACAACUGUAACAACAUAACUCACUAUUUCAUGUUAAGUUUUAAAAACUAUUUGCAAUGUACAGAAGGUCACUGCCAGGCUAUCUCAUAUUAAAACACAAUUUGUGUUUGUUUAAUAAACAAGACAACCUAAUACUUUUGUCAAUAAGUGAUUAGUAGUUUUGUUUAGUUUUUAAUCUCCUUGUAAAGUACUUAUAAUGACCUUAUUUUUAUUUUUCUUAGAGUUUUUAUAAAAAAAAAAGUGAUUUAUUGUUUUUAUUAUUAAAAGCUUGAAAUUUUAGAUGGUUACAUGAAUAAUUUUUAAAAUCAAAAGAUAUAAAAAAAUUGGUGUUUUAGCUUAAUAUAGCAAAUAUUAACACAUUAAUAGUUCGUAAUUUACAUUUCUAGUUAACAGUUUUAAAUAGAAAAUUUCCAGAGCAGUCAUAGUUUGUAGAUUAUGAGAUGUAAUCUCCAAAAUAACAACUAAUGAUGAUUUGGAUAAAAUAUCAUACCCAACUUAAUACUAUUUCUUACGAUCAGUAAUCUAUUAUUUAUUGUGACAGAUUAACUGAUUAUACUAAUUGAAACAACUUUUAAAAACGUUUUUGCCAAAUAUAAAAACUAGUUAAAACGUUAUUUUGACAAUAAAGUGACCUCUUUACUGUAAAUUUUAGCAGAAACCAGUAUAAUUUCUUUAAUGGAGUGAGAUGAUUUAGGUUGUGGGAGGUGGCCCCUGUUGGGAGCUUGAAAGUAUUGUAAAAGUAAUAAAGUUUCAGAAUUUUAUAUUAA
This is a messenger RNA of Limulus polyphemus (Atlantic horseshoe crab), 2501 nucleotides long. RefSeq names its product collagen alpha-1(IV) chain-like. The annotation marks the transcript as partial. Gene Ontology annotation, molecular function: extracellular matrix structural constituent. Gene Ontology annotation, cellular component: basement membrane; collagen trimer. The transcript has 5 exons. NCBI's taxonomy places the organism in Eukaryota, Metazoa, Arthropoda, Merostomata, Xiphosura, Limulidae. The record is from RefSeq and is a predicted model, not a curated record.